GUUGUGUGUUGAGUGCGAAGAGUGAAGUAAUAAAACAAAAAGAGUAGUGGGAACGAAGACAACAAAGGUAAAUCAAGGAGAAAAGGAAAAAGCUCAUAUGCUUUUUUGGGUUUGUUUCCCACCAGGUUGAGGUGUUGAGAAGCUCAUCUCAAGCAUUUGGGAAGUGACCUGAGCAUUCAGCUACUUGGGUAUAUACAAUGAGCUACAGCAGCUCCUCAAUGGGUUCUGGUAGUGGAACAAGUAGAAGGACAUUUGAGUUUGGAAGGACCCAUGUGGUAAGACCUAAAGGGAAGCACCAGGCAACUAUAGUUUGGCUACAUGGCAUUGGUGAUAACGGUUCAAGCUGGUCCCAACUCUUGGAAGCUCUUCGUCUUCCAAAUAUUAAAUGGAUUUGCCCAACUGCUCCUACACGGCCUGUAGCCAUAUUUGGUGGAUUUCCUUGCACUGCUUGGUUUGAUGUUGGGGAGAUUUCAGAAGAUGCUCCAAAUGAUUUGGAGGGCUUAGAUGCUUCUGCAGCUCAUGUUGCCAAUCUUUUGUCAACAGAGCCUCCUAAUAUCAAACUUGGUAUCGGGGGCUUCAGUAUGGGUGCUGCAACGGCACUUCAUUCGGCCACAUGCCAUGUCUUGGGGCACUAUGGGAAUGGAAACAUUUACCCUAUCAACUUAAGUGCAAUUGUUUCUCUAAGUGGCUGGCUUCCUUGUUCAAGUACCUUGAAAAAUCGGAUUGAAAGAUCACGUGAUGGCAUAAGGCGUGCUGCAUCAUUGCCCUUGUUUGUCUGCCAUGGAAGAGCUGAUGAUGUGGUUGCAUAUGAACAUGGAGAGAGAUCAGCAGGGACCUUAAGCUCAGCUGGAUUCCAGAAUCUUAUAUUUAAGAGCUACAACGGGUUGGGUCACUAUACAGUUCCUGAAGAGACUGAUGAAGUUUGUAGGUGGCUAACUGCAAAUUUGGGACUUGAGGGGUUUCGGUUGAACUAGGGAAGUAAAGCUCAAUCAGGUCACAAAUAUAGAAGCAUACUUCUAGGCUAUGGAAGAGGCUCUAUAGAAUAGUUAGUGGUGUGGGGUAUACUGGUAUUGGUAUAGCUGCUUCAUUCUCUCCUAUGCUCAUGGUACUAAAUAAACCCUUUUCCCCCAGGGGUCCUUAUCUUUAUUGUUUUGGGAUUUGGGAAUGCUUUGGUGGGAGGACAUGGAUAAUUUCCUCUACAUCCAGCAAAUUUUUGUUUAUGUCAUUCAGGUUUGGAUAUAUAUGUUGCUUUCUGUAUUCCUAUUCUGACUAAAUAAAGUCAAACCUUAACAAGCCGGACAACAAUAAAAUAAAAAUAUGACCAU
Messenger RNA from Gastrolobium bilobum, 1325 nucleotides. RefSeq names its product acyl-protein thioesterase 1-like. Gene Ontology annotation, molecular function: hydrolase activity. NCBI's taxonomy places the organism in Eukaryota, Viridiplantae, Streptophyta, Magnoliopsida, Fabales, Fabaceae. The record is from RefSeq and is a predicted model, not a curated record. The transcript has 10 exons. The coding region runs from base 198 to 974 and encodes 258 amino acids.